Pipistrellus nathusii (Nathusius's pipistrelle) is the source of this 702-nucleotide messenger RNA. NCBI's taxonomy places the organism in Eukaryota, Metazoa, Chordata, Mammalia, Chiroptera, Vespertilionidae. The record is from the annotation of a GenBank genome assembly.
AUGUGGAGUGGGCUGCUACCUCCUGGCCUAAAUGAAAGUGAUGUUGAGUUGAAUUCUGAAGAUGAAGACACAAUAGAGAACUCUGGACCUAACUUACAGGAAGAUGAAGAAGAUGGGACCAUUACAGAAACAGAGGGCACAGAUUUCCCUGCCGGUGGACCAGACACUGAAGCAGAGGCUAACGUAAAUGCAUAUGAAGAGUGUCCUUCUGGAGUUCCCGUACAUAUAUGGAAUAAAUUUCAAGAAUUGCAUAAAAAACAUUCUGAACAGAAAAUCUCAUCUUCAAGAUUCAGAAGGAAAAAAAGAAAACGCUCCAGAAAAGGUAAAUUGAAGAAUGAAGAAGAAUCUCCAAGUGAACAGUCCCCAAGUGAAACCCGGUUGAAGGAACUUACUCAGUAUUUUGGAGUCAAUGACAGAUUUGACCCCCCUGUUAAAAAGAAGAAAGUUGAGAAGUCAGGCCUUGAAAAGAGCAUAGACCAGGCUGUGGACGAGUGGAAUAUUGAGAAGGCCGAGGAGCUCAGCAACCAGCUAGCUACCCGAGAACUCGGUGUGAAAAUUGCCAAAGCGAUUGCCUGCGAUAACUUUGUAAAAGCCAAAAAGGAAGUUGAAAAUUCACAGGCUGCUCGCAAGAAGAAGAAACUUGCGUGGGGAUUUGAAGCAAAGAAGAGAUGGGAAACCAAAAGCAACAUGGGCUACAUGUAA